AUGGUAGACACUGAGAAGCAUGAACAGAAUUUCCCAUCAAAACUCACUGUUUAUGUGGUCGUAUGUUGGAUUCUUGCAGCUUUUGGUGGCUUGAUGUUCGGUUACGAUAUUGGAAUCUCAGGUGGAGUGACAGCCAUGGAUGACUUUUUGAUUCAUUUCUUUCCAACUGUUCAUGAAAGAAAGCUUCAUGCCGAGGAAAACAAUUACUGCAAGUAUGACGAUCGAUAUCUUCAGCUUUUUACAUCUUCACUCUACCUUGCUGCCCUUGUUUCCAGCUUUGGUGCAUCAGAGGUAUGCACUAAAUUUGGCCGAAAGACUACAAUUCUUGUUGCAUCAGUACUUUUCCUGUCUGGAGCGGCCAUGAGUGCUGGUGCUCAGAAUAUUUGGAUGCUAAUCAUUGGCAGGAUCCUCCUUGGUUUGGGGGUGGGAUUUGGCAAUGAGGCAGUUCCUCUAUUCUUAUCAGAGAUAGCACCGGUGGAACGUCGGGGGGCUGUGAACAUUCUCUUCCAAUUCUUUGUUACGAUAGGGAUAUUCUUUGCCAAUCUAGUCAAUUAUGGCACAUCAAAGAUGCAUCCAUAUGGAUGGAGAGUAUCCCUGGGGCUUGCUGGUGUGCCAGCUUUGUUCCUGUUUAUAGGAUCCAUAGUCAUCACCGAAACACCGACCAGUCUGAUCGAACGCGGAAAUGAAACUGCAGGGCAUAUCACGCUCAGGAAGAUUAGAGGAGUCGACAACGUUAAUGCCGAGUUUGAGCAAAUUAAAGCUGCCAGUGAGAUAGCCAGCCAAGUCAAGCACCCAUACAAGAAACUCAUGAAGCGCUCUAGCAUGCCCCCACUAAUUAUAGCCAUCCUGUUGCAAGUCUUUCAACAGCUUACAGGAAUCAAUGCUAUAAUGUUUUACGCACCUGUCCUGUUUCAAACUGUUGGAUUCAAAAACGAUGCUUCACUUUUGUCAGCUGUGAUCACUGGAAUUGUGAAUGUAAUAAGCACAUUGGUCUCAAUCUUUGCUGUGGAUAAGGUUGGGAGGAGGAUUCUGCUCCUUCAAGCCUGUGUGCAGAUGUUCAUAAGCCAGGCUGCAAUUGGAGCAAUUUUACUAGCUUUCUUGUCAACUACAGGCUCACUUACCAAAUUACAAGCAGCUAUUGUUGUGGGGCUGGUAUGUUUGUUCGUUAUGUCCUUUGCAUGGUCCUGGGGUCCUCUUGGCUGGUUGAUACCAAGUGAAACAUUUCCUCUAGAGACAAGAACUGCAGGGUUUGCUUUUGCAGUUAGCUCAAACAUGUUCUUUACUUUCCUCAUAGCUCAGGCAUUCUUAUCGAUGUUGUGUAAUAUGCGUGCCUUUAUAUUUUUCUUCUUUGCUGGCUGGAUUCUCAAAAUGGGGUUGUUUGUGUAUUUCCUGUUGCCGGAGACAAAGAAUGUGCCAAUAGAUCUUAUGGCCGAAAGAGUUUGGAAGCAGCAUCCGGUCUGGAAAAAAUUCAUGGAUUAA
Dovyalis caffra is the source of this 1479-nucleotide messenger RNA. The record is from the annotation of a GenBank genome assembly. Lineage: Eukaryota; Viridiplantae; Streptophyta; Magnoliopsida; Malpighiales; Salicaceae.